This is a messenger RNA of Rotaria sp. Silwood2, 300 nucleotides long. The record is from the annotation of a GenBank genome assembly. NCBI's taxonomy places the organism in Eukaryota, Metazoa, Rotifera, Eurotatoria, Philodinida, Philodinidae.
AUGUUUAGUCAAUGUUCUUUAUGUGCAAAUAACUUCGAAAACAAAAUAAUAAAACAUGUUACUAAUUUUAUACAAUCAGUUAAUUGGUAUCAAUGGGUUUUAAAAGAUGGAUAUUCUAAAAAGAUUGAAUUUAAUGGUACAAUUGGUGAAUGUAUAGAAGUUUUAAAAUCAAAAGUAAAUAAAUUUUUAGCUCAUGUUUUUAUUAAACGUCAACAAUCGGAAUAUUUUGAAAAAAUGAAAAAAAUUUCAAAUAAUGAAAAUAUUUGUUUACAGAUUGAUUUUAGUGAAAAUUUAGAUUAG